Messenger RNA from Truncatella angustata, 866 nucleotides. RefSeq lists its product as uncharacterized. The transcript has 5 exons. The coding region runs from base 1 to 594 and encodes 197 amino acids. The record is from RefSeq and is a predicted model, not a curated record. Lineage: Eukaryota; Fungi; Ascomycota; Sordariomycetes; Amphisphaeriales; Sporocadaceae.
AUGUCUCCCACUCAUGACUUUGAGAGCGACUUCAUCACAGGAGAAGAUGAAGGAGUUUUGUGCAAAUCUGAAGGGACCUCUCUGUUUUCCAUGAGCUCCACUGCAUCGGCGUUCUUUCAGAAGCGCCUGAGGCAAUACACCUGGAAAGAUCACUAUUUCCCGAAUUCGACUGCUGAAGAUGAGCGUUUGAAUCGGUUGCAUACAGAUAUUUCCCACUUUACACAUCGAUGGUCACGAGAUAAUUUGUGGCCACGGGCAGACUUUACACGGCAGCACAAAUGCGUUAAAUUUGAUAUGGUUAAUGCCUGGGCUGGCCAGCGUCGAGUCGAUGCUUCUCAACCCGGAAUCUUGACACAUCCUAUCUAUGGUAUUCAUCCACGUCUAGUCACUUCUAUGACAAGACAAGAUAAUCACAACGCAUUCUAUACAACAGUAGUUGCGGCGGUUGAGGUUGAGUUGUGGAUGCCCCUAUGGAAUCUGAAUUUGUGGUUUAUGGAGGAUAUGGAGCGACGCCCCACCCCACAGUACAGCGGCUGUGGUGUACAGAUCCGCAUUGUGGACAAUUCGUGGCUGCUUGAAGAGAUCGUAUACUGAUAGAAUGAGGCGCGGUUGUGAUUGCCCACAACAGCUGAAUAGGUUGGAAAUCUUUUGAAUUGAUCAUGUCAGCCUUAACAGUAAGAAAGGAGUCGCAAGGAGGGACGCAUUUGUUAUGAGUCCUCUUUAGGAAGAAGUAUUUGAGCCAUGCUAAAAAAAGCAAGGUCUACAAACAAUGAAACACUACUGUGCCAAGCAACGGGAAGUUCAUGCCGCGAAUAUUUGCCUAUCUCGGACAUUUGGUUGGUCAUAUGGCCUUCACCUUGUUAUUC